GCUGGUGUUGAGUUAAACAAACAAACGGGAGUCAGAUAAUAAGAAACGAAAACAAAGACGCCGAGAACAUUGGAGGAUAUGAUACUUCAGCUAGAGCUUGAAGAAGAUAUAGUUCAAAGAGCUAGGUUACGUGAAUCUUACUACGGCUCUUUUGAUAACUGCAACGACAAUGAUGAUAACUUAUAUCAGCCCGUUUGGAUGUCAUGCGUUAACAGUUCCGAUAUUUUGAGGUCGGCGAGGAACGCUUUGAACCAGUACCCACGUUUCUCGCUGGAUGGUAAGGAUGCGAUGUACCAUUCGUCAUUCCAGCGCCAGCUUGGCGCAUGUACUGAUGUGGUGAGACAUGGUGGACGUAGAUCAAAAUGCGGGGAGAACAGGGAUCGAGCAAGACAAAGCACCUAGCUCGGACUGUGGCUGGAGAGAGUUUAGUGUGGUCUGAGACAGGGUUGAUUGCGAAGCUGAUGGGUCUGGAGAUGGUCCCUGUUCUGGUAAAGGGAAAAAGGGGAAAAGAUAAGUUGGGCACUCUGCUCAUGAGAGAGCGUCUAAGGAGGAGAGAUCAGACAUCGACAUUAACGGUCUGAAUGGUCAAACCUAAGAAGCUUCUUGCUCGUCCGGGAAGGUUUAAAGCGAUGAGACAGCUCAUAGCGGUUGGGAUUUUUUAUGU
Raphanus sativus (radish) is the source of this 664-nucleotide messenger RNA. RefSeq lists its product as uncharacterized. Lineage: Eukaryota; Viridiplantae; Streptophyta; Magnoliopsida; Brassicales; Brassicaceae. The transcript is spliced from 2 exons. The record is from RefSeq and is a predicted model, not a curated record. Bases 79 to 402 code for a protein of 107 amino acids.